Molecule: messenger RNA, 2319 nt
Organism: Diaporthe amygdali
Lineage: Eukaryota; Fungi; Ascomycota; Sordariomycetes; Diaporthales; Diaporthaceae
Product: Cytochrome c oxidase assembly protein COX11
Exons: 7
Coding region: 1-2319 (772 amino acids)
Cellular component (GO): mitochondrial inner membrane
Molecular function (GO): copper ion binding; oxidoreductase activity
Source: RefSeq, a predicted model, not a curated record
AUGAGCCGGCCUAACUCAGUCUCCAGGAAGAAGGUAGCCAUUGUGGGCAGCGGCUGUGCGGGCAUAGCAGCUCUCUGGGCUCUCAACCGCACACCCCACGAUGUCUACAUGUACGAGGCCGCCGAUCGCCUCGGUGGCCACACAAACACCGUGCCAUGGACUCGGGGAAAGUACAGAACAGCGGUUGAUACUGGUUUCAUUGUGAUGAACAGCGCGACAUAUCCGAACUUCAUCAACUUCCUCGAUAAGAUCAACGUGCAGACGGAGCCGACGGAGAUGACGUUCGGUGUAUCUCGCGAUCAUGGUCUGUUCGAAUGGGCCGGAACCAGCCUGGACUCUGUCUUUACCCAGAGGAGGCACAUCUUCUCUCCCAGAAUGUGGCGCAUGAUAUUCGACAUUGUCCGCUUCAACCAAUUUGCCCUGGACCUGCUAGCCGAGGAUGAUGCCCAACGUACUACAACUUAUCGGGUCAACGGGAAUGGUGCUGCCAACGGCGUGUCCACGCCCAAGCUGCUCAGGGUGGAAGAGACUAUUGGGGACUACCUCCUGAGGGAAGGCUACUCGGAUGCAUUCCGUGACGACUAUCUCAUCCCCAUGACCGCUGCUGUAUGGAGCACGAGUCCGGACAAAUGCACACUAGAGUUUCCUGCUGUCACCCUGGUGCGCUUCCUCUGGAACCACCAUCUACUGUCUACGAUAGCGACUCGACCUGCAUGGCGCACUAUCAAAGAGGGCUCCCAGAGUUAUAUCGAUGCCGUAAUGAAGGGAUUUCCGCCAAACCACUUGUUCCUUAAUACCCCGGUGAAGUCGGUCACAAGCGAAGGGGACGGACGAGUGAGGGUUCACUUACAUGGCGGCAAAAGCGAACUCUACGACCAUGUCAUCCUCGCAACACAUGGCGAUCAGGCUUAUCAGAUCAUCAAGGACACUGCAACCGCGGAAGAGAGGUCUGUCAUGAGCAAAUUCCAGACGUCCAAGAACACGGCCGUUCUCCAUUCUGAUCUGACGCAUAUGCCUGCCUCUCGCAAGGCCUGGUCAAGUUGGAAUUACAUGACCCUCUCGUCUCCUUGGUCAGGAAAAUCCAACAUCGACCAGGUCUCGCUCACUUACAACAUGAACAUCCUGCAGCACAUCCCUCGCUCGACAUUCGGCGACGUCCUCGUCACCCUCAACCCUCUUCAUGAGCCAGACCCCGAGACUGUCCAAGGCCGCUACGAGUAUGCGCACCCUCUAUAUAACGGCGAUUCGGUGCGCGCACAGGCCCUACUGCCAAAAAUACAGAACCGAAGAGGCAUCAGUUAUGCAGGGGCGUGGACCAAGUACGGAUUUCACGAGGACGGGUUCAGCAGCGGAUUGCGGGUGGCUAAAGAUCAUUUGGGCGCCAGGUUACCGUUUGAGUUUGUUGAUUCAACAUACAGCCGGGGCAGGGCGCCAGUACUGGGGCUGGCAGACCACCUCUUCCAAAGUGCGAUAUGGAGGCUACGAAGCUUGGCUACGGCGCUGUCGCGCCCAGCUUGUUCAGCUUCCCGAGCUCGACCUGGAUCUGAGCUGCCGACCCUGAGCUCCCGACAGCAUCUGCGCAAGUAUGCGACCGAAAUUAAUAGCAACACGGCCAGGAGGAGGGCGCCUCAGCAGAUCUCGCCUAGCAUGGAGCAGGCGCGCGAGGUAUAUCGGAGGAGGAACCGGACAACAAUGUUCUACACGCUGAGCGUCAUUCUGGGCACUGUGGCACUUUCCUACGGCUCGGUACCCAUGUACAAGAUGAUCUGCCAAACUACAGGCUGGGGCGGACAACCUGUCCGCGCGCCCAGCCAUGGCGGUUCAUCCGGCUCCGAAGACGACCUUGCCUCACGACUUGUGCCCGUCGAGGGCGCCAAGCGCCUCCGCGUGACCUUCAACGCGUCCGUAUCCGACGUCCUGCCGUGGAAGUUCACACCGCAGCAGCGCGAAGUGCGAGUCCUCCCAGGCGAGACCGCCCUCGCUUUCUACACGGCCACCAACACGAGCGACAAGGAUAUAAUAGGCGUAGCAACGUACAGCGUGACGCCGGCACAGGUGGCGCCGUACUUCAGCAAGAUUCAGUGCUUCUGCUUCGAGGAGCAGAGGCUGAACGCGGGCGAGACGGUGGACAUGCCUGUCUUCUUCUAUCUGGAUCCGGACAUGUUGACGGAUCUGAACAUGAAGGGCGUUGAGACUGUCACGUUGAGCUAUACGUUUUUUAAGGCCAAGUAUGAUGACAACGGCAACAUAGGAACCCAGGAUCUCGGUUGGGACCAGCUUCGCGACCGUGUCAGUUUCUACAUGUUGGCCUUCAGGUGA